GGGGGGUCUAUAAAAGCGGGUUCCACCUAUUCCUUCCCUCUCUUCCUGCACAGUCAUUCCACAGGCCUUUCUAUUCCCUCCCCUUAAUAAACUCCUACAGUGGGUUUUGUUGUGCCUCGUGGCUUCUCUCGAACGGUAAACAGCACCACUUAAUAAACAGCACGUAUUCCUCUUACAUACUCCAUCUACCAUCUGCUCUCGACUAUUCAAGGUCUGGCUCUUCUCAUCACCUCCACCAUCGACCCAGAGUAGAAGUCCAAGACGUGGAGUGUCCUAUGACAGACGCUGCCCAUCAUGCCUCCUGUGCUCUCCUCUGUUCUGACCCUCUUGCUGACCCAUCAACAACGACAACCUGUCAGUUCCCUGUUCGUGACCCUUACUGGCUUCCUGGUUCUCUGAGGAGUGUCAGAGGAUGUAGCCCUCACCAGCCCCACAGCAUCUCUCCUUGCCACAUCUCUGCACCUCAUCCCUGCCUUCCUUGAGAGCGUGCUUCACCUGGAGCUCCUCACCUGCCUUCUCACUGCAUGCACCCUCAACUUCAAGCCUCUGUGCCUCCCGGAAGACUCCCCGCCCUUGGUUGUUACCACCUGUCUCCUCAGCAGCAGCAGCGGACAGGUCUACGUAGGACUGAUCAGGCCAGGGGUUCAUCCUGGUGACUGGCCAGGAAGAGUGAUGGCCCAGCCUGAGCACACUCACAGACAUCUCUGGGGCUGUUGCUGCUCUGGUAAGCCAGACCAAUGGGGUUAAACACCACACUGGCUUUGGAUUAGCUUUGGCCUGGCAGAGGCAGGUGCACCAAUGUUUAACCAGAUGCUGGGAAGCUGAUGUCAGCUCAGCCCGGAGCCGCCCAGCCGGGUUUUCUGUGGUCCUCUGCUUCCUGGGCUUUGUGCUGAGAAAAGGCUGAGCUAUUGAGAGACAGAGGGUGUGUGCCAGAAGAGCCUAGUUCUUUCUCUGGCUCUGUGGCCUUGGCUGAGUCCUUCCCACCCCUGAUUUGUGUCUCGCUGUAACAAAGAAUGGUCUUGGUGGUCCUCUGGAUCCCUCCCGAAGAGACUACCUAAAAGCAAGCGAGCCUUAGGCUCCAGAACCCCCUAGCUAGAAUGCCCUGGCAUGGGACUUUCCCCACCUCACAGGGUGGGGUGGGUAAAUCUUUAACUUGCUAGCUCUGGGUAGGCUGAAGUCUUUCUGGAUGACUGGUUGUGGGGGAUUAGGGAGGAGGAUGUAAGGUGUGUGUGUGGACAGUCCCGCUGUGGUGAAGAGGGGAUACUGGAAAAGGAAAGGAAUCGUGCAAAACAGGACAUGGAGGAACGUGGGUCUCCUGACGGAGACCCAGCACGGAGCCUGGAGCAGGGGCCAGAAGGACCAGAAACCCCCAUUCAAGUGGUGCUCAGGGUGCGUCCCAUGAGCACGGCAGAGCUGCGUAGAGGGGAGCAGAGUGUUCUGCACUGCUCAGGGACCCGGACUCUGCAGGUGAGCCCCCCAGGUGGCGGCCCCGACGUGGCGUUCCGCUUCGGCGCGGUACUGGACGGGGCACGCACGCAGGAGGACGUGUUCAGGGCGUGUGGCGUGAAGCGCCUGGGCGAGCUGGCGCUGCGCGGUUUCUCCUGUACGGUCUUCACUUUUGGCCAGACGGGCUCCGGGAAGACUUACACUCUGACAGGACCUCCUCCGCAGGGAGAAGGGGUGUCCGUACCCCCUAGCCUGGUUGGCAUUAUGCAGAGGACCUUCGCCUGGCUAUUAGAUCGCGUGCAGCACCUGGGUGUCCCUGUCACCCUCCGAGCCUCCUACCUGGAGAUCUACAAUGAACAGGUUCGGGACUUGCUGAGCCGGGGGUCUCCGCGGCCUCUGCCUGUUAGGUGGAAUAAGGCUCGGGGCUUCUAUGUGGAGCAGCUUCGGAUGGUGGAGUUUGCUAGUCUGGAGGCCCUGAUGGAGCUCCUGCAGAUGGGCCUUAGCCGCCGUCGGAGCUCCUCACAUACCUUGAACCAGGCCUCCAGCAGAAGCCAUGCCCUGUUCACGCUCUAUGUCAGCCGCCCAACUACUCAGCAGGUACCUGCUGUGGAUGCUGGGGAGUCUCCUGUCGGGGGAAAGCUGUGCUUCGUGGACCUGGCAGGCAGUGAGAAGGUGGCGACAACAGGAUCCCGAGGGCAGCUGAUGCUCGAGGCCAAUAGUAUUAACCGCAGCCUCCUGGCAUUGGGCCACUGCAUCUCUCUGCUGUUGGACCCACAGAGGAGGCAGAGCCACAUUCCCUUCCGAGACAGCAAGCUCACCAAGUUGCUGGCAGACUCACUUGGGGGCCGUGGGGUCACCCUCAUGGUUGCCUGCGUGUCCCCUUCAGCCCGGUGCCUUCCUGAGACUCUCAGCACUCUGCGAUAUGCAAGCCGAGCUCAGAGGGUCACCACCCGACCACAGGGUCCCAAGUCCCCUGGAGUAAAGCCACCCCAGCCAGGAGAGGCUGAGCUGUUGCAGCUCCAAGAGGAGAAUCGUCACUUGCGGUUCCAGCUGGAUCAAAUACAGACCAAGGCACCAGGGAUCCAUGGGGCCCGGGUGGCCUGGGCCCAGCAGAACCUCUAUGGGAUGCUGCAGGAGUUUAUGCUGGAGAAUGAGAGGCUUAGGAAGGAAAUGAGGCAGCUGCAGAGCAGCCGGGACCUGGCCCGGGCAGAGCAGCACGUCCUGGCCCAGCAGGUCCAUGAACUGGAGAGGCACCUCCUUUCUGCUUGUUCCCUUCCCCAGCAGGGCUCUGCCCCUAUGUGCCCCGGCUCGAUGGGCCCAGCUGCCUCCUGCCAUGCACUGCCACCCCUCUGCUUCUGCUGUCACACCUGCCCUCUGUGCCGAGUAUCCCUGGCCCACUGGGCCUGCCCACGGAGAGAGUGCCAUGUGCCACAGCAGGUGCUAGAGCCCGAGGCCCAAGGUCACAUGUCUCUGUCUGCUCGGCUCCCACCCUGGGCACCUGCACCAAGUCCUGGCUCUUCCAAGCCCCCACGAGAGAGGAGCCACAGUGACUGGACACAGACCCCAGUCCUGGCAGAGAUGCUGACAGGAGAGGAGGUGGUACCUUCUGCACCACCCAUGCCCACCAGGUCCUCGAACAUGCCACCAUGCUGAGGAGGAUCUGGGAUCCUGAACCUGACCCAGAGGCCGGAGGCCCUCACACACUAGAUCAACAGCUCCCUGAACCUCCACGGGAGUCAGCCACAGCCCAGCGAGAGCGUGAAGAGCCCUGAGCAAGGCCUCUCUUCUCUUUAAACGCUGCCAGACUGGCUCUGCCCACUGGGCCUGCAUCUCUGUCUGUUAAUGGGAAAGAAAUGUUGCUGGGUAGAGCUGGGGGAUUGUAAGGUAGUACAACCCCCCCCACCAGGCUUUGAACCUGAGACUGGGUUCAAGAGACACUGGAGUGGGUGGGAGUGUCUGAAUAAUGGGGCUGGAGAGAUGGCUCGGCGGUUAAGAGCACUGGCUGCUCUUGCAGAGGUCCUGAGUUCAAUUCCCAGCAACCACAUGGUGGCUCACAACCAUCUGUAAUGAGAUCUGGUGCCCUCUUCUGGCCUGCAGUCAU
Messenger RNA from Peromyscus californicus insignis, 3547 nucleotides. It is a transcript of the gene Kif12, whose product is annotated as kinesin family member 12. The record is from RefSeq and is a predicted model, not a curated record. Lineage: Eukaryota; Metazoa; Chordata; Mammalia; Rodentia; Cricetidae. Gene Ontology annotation, molecular function: ATP binding; microtubule motor activity; microtubule binding. Bases 1297 to 3099 code for a protein of 600 amino acids. The transcript is spliced from 19 exons. Gene Ontology annotation, biological process: microtubule-based movement.